Molecule: messenger RNA, 328 nt
Organism: Arachis ipaensis
Lineage: Eukaryota; Viridiplantae; Streptophyta; Magnoliopsida; Fabales; Fabaceae
Product: bet1-like SNARE 1-1
Source: RefSeq, a predicted model, not a curated record
AUAUUUCGGGUUGGUUUUAUGAAUAAUCUUGAUACUAGUAUCUAGUAAUUUUAAACAUGAAAAAGAACUUCUAAAAUGGCAGAUACAAAAGAAAUUGAAGGAGACGCCCGGAACAGCAGAGUUGCUCUGUUUGACGGCAUUGAGGAGGGAGGCAUCCGAGCAUCAUCACUUUACUCCUCCUAUAAUGAAAUUGAUGAACAAGAUAACGAGCGAGUAAUGGGUGGAUUGCAAGAUAGAGUCAGUUUGUUGAAAAGAAUCUCAAGUGAUAUACACGAGGAGGUGGAUAGUCAUAACCGGAUGCUGGACCGCAUGGUUUGCAUAUAACUAU